This is a messenger RNA of Lachancea dasiensis, 1983 nucleotides long. The record is from the annotation of a GenBank genome assembly. NCBI's taxonomy places the organism in Eukaryota, Fungi, Ascomycota, Saccharomycetes, Saccharomycetales, Saccharomycetaceae.
AUGAGAAGCCUUGCGGGAGCAUUUUUCUGGAUUGUCCUGUUUUGUGCUGUAAUAACAGCUACAACAUCUAUAGAUGAAGAUCUGAAUAUCCCAAAUGAAGCAGAGACGGCUGGUAAUGCAUAUCAAACGUGCUCGGCGGAAUGCUUAUCUUCUGCCUCCGAGGAAAUCAGUACAGAUGGUCUCGAAUUAACGGAUGAAGAAAUCAAGGUAGCCUCGAUGGGGAACACGUCUGAUAGUUUAUCUCUAUAUGAGAGUUCUGAAUCAAUCAAGUACCCAUUUCACGAACAACUGACGUUGAGGCCCCUACCGCGGAGUUUCAUGUUUGCCUCAUUUGAAUUUCUUAUGCGUUCCAAUAAUUUCACGGUCGGUGAAAAGGAAUCAGACUUCAACGCAUACCGGCACUACACAGUUUUUCCUAAGUCUUUGAGCCCUCUUCUGGAAUAUACUCAAACGCGACAGCUACAUCUACGAUUUACGCAUGGGCGGUGGGAUUCAGAGUCUUGGGGCCAGCUUCCUCAUGAAGGUCGUAAAUCAGGCGGUACUGGUGUUGAGCUUUGGGCCGUCAUUGAGGCUGGCUCUAAAGACGAUGCAUUCCACAACUGGAUAUCCUUGGCAAACUCUUUAAGCGGACUCUUUUGCUCUUCCAUCAACUUUAUCACGGCUGAAAAGACAACGUAUCCUACUUCAUACUCUCCACUAUCGGAUGAAAGUUCGCUGCCCAUAUUCAAUACUUCAAACAGCCUUUUCCUGAUACGAGCUGCCCUGGCCAAUGAACCUAUUUGUACAGAAAACCUGACACCUUUUUUGAAACUGUUGCCUACUAGAGGUCGGACGGGAAUUUCUUCCCUACUAGACGGACAUAAACUUUUUGACUCUAAUUGGCAAAGCUUGUCAUUGGACGUUGAAACACAUUGCAAUGCUGGAAAAUGUCAAUACCACAUGGAGCAGUUCAUUGAAAUGGUUUUUAACGUUCCUAACUCAUUAGCACGAGCUGAUACACCAAUCCCCAAACCCGUACAGGAAUCUGAAUUAAGGUGCGAUCCGACCAAGCCUCAUGAUGCAUGGCAGUGCUUUCCCCUGCCACAAAGUAGGGAUACCAAAUUUAGGCUUUCAAAAUUAUUUGGAAGGAAAAUUAUUGGUUCAAGCCUUAUUUCCGAGUAUCCUUCUAAGGUCUGUGCUAACGUCACGGACAGUUGGAAAGUUUUCAUUGACGUCAACGACGCCCUAUUCUCAACUGAAGAUAAUUGCUUUACUAUAAAGUAUGACAACGAACAUGAUCUACACAUUGAAUCAACUGACACUUCAAACGUGGUAGAACCUGAACCAAUUCCCUUGUUUGUAAGCAGAUCGCUUACAGGGUACGGUCAAGACAGCGGUGGGCUACGGACGGUAUUCAGGAAUCCAAGCAACGAGACUGUUGAGGCGUCAUAUUUCGAGACUUUGCCGUGGUACAUGAGAAUUUACUUAUCCUCGUUAACCAUGGAGAGUGUGGAUGGCCUAGAAAUUGAGGAUGUCAUCCAAAAUACUUAUUAUUUACCAGCCGUUGACCGUCAGCGCCCAACUCAUUUGAACUUCAAGCUCUUAAUACCACCAAACACGUCCUUAGCGCUAUCGUAUCAGUUCGACAAAGCACUUUUGAAAUAUGCAGAGUAUCCUCCCGAUGCCAACCAUGGGUUCGAGAUCGAGUCUGCCGUUGUGACAGUAACCCGUCCAAUUAGCUAUGAGUUGAGAACCUCAACACUACUACUUUCUUUAUCGACGCCAGAUUUCAGCAUGCCUUAUAAUGUCAUCAUUCUCACAUCAACGGUUAUGGGCUUAGCAUUUGGCACUUUAUUCAACCUCAUGGUUAAAAAAUUGAUUACCGUAGAAGAAGCUGAUUCAAGGAGUUCUUCUAGUACAAGCCUUAAAGCAAAGCUGGCUGGUAUUUUGGGCAAAAUUAUGCGAACCUCGCGUAAGGUAGAUGUGGAAAAGAAGCACCAAUAG